AAUAAAUAUUCAAUUAGCAAUAAGCAUUAAAGCUUGUACAACAACAACAACAAUAAUCUCAGGGAGAGUGAAAAUUUUGUGUGAUUAAGGAAGGGCUCUGAGAAUCGAGAAAGAGUAAUCCUACUGGUGAUGAUGAGGUUCAAGAAAGGGAGUAAAGUGGAAGUAUUGAGUAAAAAGGAGGUACCUUCAGGCUCCUGGUGUUGUGCUGAGAUCAUCUGUGUUAAUAGUCACAACUACACUGUCAGAUAUGAUGGCUGCAAGGUUGCCAAUGGUGGGACCUUUGUGGAGAGCGUAUCCAGAAAGGCCGUUAGGCCUUGCCCUCCUCCACUUGAAGUUUCUGAGAACUGGGUUGCCGGUGAUGUUGUGGAGGUGUUUGACAACUUUUCCUGGAAAAUGGCAACUGUUUCACAGGUUUUGAGGGAAAAUCACUUUUUAGUCAGGUUGCUUGGAUCCUCUCUGGAAUUUGAAGUCUUCAAGUUUGACAUCCGGGCGAGACAGUCUUGGCAAGAUGACAAAUGGGUUGUGAUAGGAAAGGGUUCUGGCUCUUUUGAAGAUGAAAAACGUGAUAAAAAUUCAACUCUGAAGCGCAAGCUAAAAUUAAGCUUUCAGAAUAAAAACACAAGGAUGAAUCUACGUGUAAAAGAUGAUCAUUUCCCUGUUAAGAACAGAUUUAAUUUCCAGGAGUCCCACGUUGUUUCUUCCAAAACUUUGAAGAGAGGGUCACCCUAUUGCUAUUCUCAAGCUGAAGAGUAUACUGGAGUUUCCAUGAAAUUUAGAGCAACAGAAAAAGAAGGCAGGUGCCACCGAGUGGAGGCUGCUAAUUCGUCCACUCUGCCCAUGCAGGCAGAUGCUGUUGCUUUCCCAAGAAACAUGCAGGGUGAAAACUUCAAAAAAGCUUCCCCUAACAACAGAACAACUGGGAUUCCUGAAGUGGACGUUGCAAGGAGGAGACAAACUGGCACUGUGGGGUGUUCAUUUGCAAACAUAGAAUCAAAUUAUGCUGAUGAUGUUACAUGCUCUGUUGGUAGUUGUAGCAUUACUAACAACAGUUCCUAUAAGGUGCCCCAUAAUGUUUCUACAGGUUGUAUUAAGGAUGGUGAUUUUCAUUCUAGUGAUGCUGAAUCCUCUUUUUGGUGGAAAUAUGAGGAAGGAAAUUGUCUCCUUCCUACAAAAGGGGAACUAGCAGCUGAAAUACAUAGGUUAGAGUUGCAUGCCUACCGUUGCACUAUAGAGGCAUUGCAUGCAUCAGGACCUUUAAGUUGGGAACAAGAGGAAUUGGUGACAAAUCUUCGUCUUUCACUCCAUAUAUCAAAUGAUGAACAUUUAAUGGAGCUAAGAAACUUAAGUUCUUCUCCCUGCAUUCGAAUUAGAUGACAAGAAAAUCUGGGAAACUUUUUUUUUUUCAUUUUUACUUUCUUCUUCUACUGUAGGAUCUGAUAAACAUUUGUUUUAAUGGCCUCACUUCAUUGUAAGAAGCAAGAUGAGAUAUUUCCCAUUUUUGUUUUGUUUUGGUUUUAUAAUAAAGAGUGGUCUAGUUUGAAUUGUAUGUACCACAAACUAUGCCAAGUAAUAAAGGUUUCUAUGAUCAUCCUCGUGUAUAA
Molecule: messenger RNA, 1601 nt
Organism: Juglans regia (Persian walnut)
Lineage: Eukaryota; Viridiplantae; Streptophyta; Magnoliopsida; Fagales; Juglandaceae
Exons: 3
Coding region: 130-1374 (414 amino acids)
Source: RefSeq, a predicted model, not a curated record